Molecule: messenger RNA, 2585 nt
Organism: Trifolium pratense (red clover)
Lineage: Eukaryota; Viridiplantae; Streptophyta; Magnoliopsida; Fabales; Fabaceae
Product: serine/threonine-protein kinase RHS3-like
Exons: 4
Coding region: 609-2414 (601 amino acids)
Biological process (GO): protein phosphorylation
Cellular component (GO): plasma membrane; nucleus; cytoplasm
Molecular function (GO): protein serine/threonine kinase activity; ATP binding
Source: RefSeq, a predicted model, not a curated record
GACAUAGUAAGAGUGGGCAGAUAGGAGAGAGGAGAGGCAGUUAAACUCCUAUUUACAUUUCAGAGAGAAUAUGUCGCCUAUCCAUUCUUUUUCCAUACACUUGUGACCAUUUCCUCUCUUUUCUCUCUCUCAAAAUCCAUCAUGCUAAUCUGUGAAAUCACUGUACUUAAAAUAAAAACAAAUUAAUUUUCAUAUAGUUUUUUUAUUUACCAUUUUCUAUAUAUAAAAUAUUGGUUUUUCCUAAUUGUAGUUAUGUUACUAUCUUCAACCUCUUUUUUCCACAAUUUCCUCUCACACAAGAUAUGAAUCUCAAGUGUUUUUUUGAUGAUAGGUUGUUAGGUUCCAUUCAACAACCAGCUCAUUUUCAAUAUCCAUAUGUCAUUUCUUUCAUUAACCAAACAACCUUGUUCCUCUUUUUUCCUAUACAUAAUUUCUCUCUUUUUCUUCUUCAAAAGUAAUUUAGAUGUUAUAUUCAUUUGACCAUGCAGCUGAAACAUUAUUGUUAUUAGCUCUUACAUAACCUUAGGUGUGUUACAAGGGUUGAUGCCAUUUCUAUCUUUAAGAAAUUCUCUUAGGUGGUGUCAUUGUGUUGCACAUUCAUAGCGUCAAUGCCUAUCAAAAUGCCUGAUCAUCCAGAGAUGAAUCACAAUAGAUCGGAUGAACAUUCUGAGACAAAACACAAUGUUCAUCAUAGUUAUCAGAAGAAUCACAAUAUAUCAGAAGAAUCUCAUGAAACAAAUCAUUCUGAGGCAAAACACAGUGUUCAUAGUUAUCCAAGUUCGGGAAACAAUUCGCCAACUUAUUCCAAAAAGGCGAAUCAAGAAGGAAAAGGUGCAUUCACAAAUGAUUAUUCAUCAAGUGAAGCUACUAAAGAUAUGGAUCAAGUUUCUAAAACAGAUGAAAAAUUUACAAAUAAAACUCGACCACAGAAAAUAACUCCACCAAACAAAAACAUUUCUGAUGCUUUUACAAAACAAAGUCCAAGGACAAAGAUGCCUAUAAGUGCUGAUCCUCCAACUCCAGGAAUUUCAAAGGGUAUGCCUACUCAUACAAAGAACAACAGUCAAAGUGGACCUGGAAGUGGAACUAGCUCACGCAGCGACAGUUUAGAGAGCACAAGUUGUUCUUCAAACAUUAGGCCACAUACUGGUGGUGAUGUUAGGUGGGAUGCAAUUAACAUGGCUUUGAAAAAUGGUCCUCUUAAUCUUAGCCAUUUUCGACUUCUUAAGCGUAUCGGUUAUGGAGACAUUGGAAGUGUGUAUCUUGUCGAACUUAAAGGAACUGAUGCUCAUUUUGCUAUGAAAGUAAUGGACAAGGCUGCUCUUAUAAGUAGAAACAAACUUCUUAGAUCACAAACUGAAAGGGAGAUUCUUGGUCUUCUUGAUCAUCCCUUUUUGCCUACUUUGUAUUCUUACUUUGAAACUGAUAAGUUUUACUGUCUCGUUAUGGAGUACUGUAGUGGCGGUGAUCUUCAUUCGCUUCGACAGAAACAACCAAAUAAGUGUUUCACUGAAGAAGCUGCAAGGUUCUAUGCUUCCGAGGUUUUGUUAGCUCUCGAGUACCUACACAUGCUUGGCAUUGUAUACAGAGACUUAAAGCCAGAGAAUCUUUUAGUUAGAGAUGAAGGUCACAUCAUGCUCUCAGAUUUUGAUUUAUCGCUUCGCUGCUCUGUCUGUCCUACACUUGUCAAGUCUUCAUCUACUCACGCAGCAAGCGGCAGCGGCAGUGAUUAUGGAAGUAUAUUAAAUGAUGACCAAGCAGCUGCUCAGCCAUCAACAGGCUUCUUCCCUCGGAUUUUACCUUCAAAAAAGAAUCGGAAGGCAAAAUCAGACUUCGGUCUACUGGUUAACGGAAACCGUCUUCCCGAACUAAUGGCAGAACCAACCAAUGUGAGAUCAAUGUCUUUUGUAGGUACACAUGAAUAUCUUGCACCUGAAAUCAUCAAAGGAGAAGGACAUGGUAGUGCAGUAGAUUGGUGGACUUUCGGAAUCUUCUUGUACGAAUUGUUGCACGGUGCAACGCCUUUUAAAGGCGCAGGAUAUAAAGCAACACUAUUCAAUGUUGUUGGACAGCCAUUAAGGUUUCCAGAUAGUCCUCAAAUUAGUCCUGUGGCUAAAGAUCUUAUUAGAGGAUUGUUGGUGAAGGAACCUCAGAAGAGAAUUGCAUACAAAAGAGGAGCAACAGAAAUAAAACAGCAUCCAUUUUUUGAAGGAGUGAAUUGGGCUCUAGUUAGAAGUGCAACACCACCACAUAUACCAGAUAUGAUAGACUUUUCAAAGUAUGCUAAAAAAGAAACAGCACCACCACCAGUUGCUGAUAAGAAGAUGCCAGAAAUUGCUAGUGAUAAAAUUCCUAGUGAUAAAAAAUGCAAAAAUUCAACUGAUAAUUCUUAUGUAGAUUUUGAGUAUUUUUAGCAGAAAAAUACAUAUUUGGAUAUUUAAAUAUAUAUACUUUUUUUGACAAAAUUUGUUGUACAAAGUGUAACCUCUUCUUUCCCCAUGAGAAAAAUUUGAAGGCAUAUCAGUGAACUAAUCAUUGUAAACACAUACAUGUAAAUUCAUUAAAAAAAUUAUUUUUUCUUCUUA